AUGAAUUUGUUUACAUUCUUAAUGAUACUUUCAGAAAUUUUGAAUUCAUACUGUAAACUAUCCGGUUCGCUAUUGACCCAAACACGUCGCAGUUUGAAAUGUGAUACUCGUCCUGAACAACAAGAUUAUAGAAUAUAUAAAGUUGACAAUGAUGGGACACGGUUAGGCGAUGUGAUGCCGUAUUAUGAUUUAGAAUCUGAUAUCUUUUACAUCUAUUAUCUCAAAGACAUUUGGAUAGAUUCAACGAAUCAACGUCAUCCUUGGCACGGUUUCAAAACAAAUAAUUUUUUGACGUACCAGCAACUUGAUGAAAUUAUCAGCUGUAGUGCAUACGCAUGUGAUCAAGAUUUUGCUGUCGGAAGUGGAUCGAUAUUGAAACGCGGUCAAGUCUAUUAUGCAUUUUACACCGGACACAAUCCAAAUUAUCCUUCAUCUUGUGUGAAAACAAAAGAAGGUAUUAUGCUAGCAACAUCGAAUGUUCCCAAUCAAAAAUUUAUCAAACAAUUUAAUUUUACAACCAUUUUUGCACCCAUACACCAAGACUUUGAUGGCCAAGAUAAUUUUCGAGAUCCAUUUGUAUUUGACGAUAAUGGAAAGUAUUAUAUGUUAGUAGCAGCGCGUAAAAAUGUUAACGGCAUUUGGCGAGGUGUUAUUAUCAAAUAUAUAUCGACAAAUUUGCUAAACUGGUCGUAUGAUGGAAUACUCUUCGAUGGUGGAGAAAUGAUUCAUUUUAUGAUGGAAACGCCUGAAAUAUUCAAAAUAGGACAAUACUAUUAUCUAAUUUAUUCAGAUAUUGAUUCAAAAUACCUCUAUUAUAGAAAAAGUACUUCGAUCGAUAAUAUAUGGCAUUCUCCUACAAGUAAUAACCGUUUUGAAGGUAUAGGUUUAUAUGCGGCAAAAACAACCGCAGACUCUGGCGGUAAUCGAUAUAUUAUUGGUUGGACAAAUGCUCUUAAAGGAAAUAAUGAUGAUGGGAAGGCAUUGUGGGGAGGCAAUAUGGUUGUGCAUGCGCUUUCUCAAAACAGCAACGCCGAUCUAACUGUUUCAUUGCCCAACUCCAUUCGAUCUUAUAUGGAGCAAAAGCAUUUUCCGUUAGUAAAACACAGUCAGUGGGGAACCGUACUAUGUACAACGUGUGAUACUCACUCGUAUAAUUUAGUCAGCACUUCAGUUAUGGAUAUUUCGAAUGUUAUUUUUGAACCGGUUAAUUUGGAUCGUUACAAAAUCAGUGCAACUGUUUCUUACUCACAUUCUGCAAAAGACUUCGGUUUUAUGGUAGGAGCUUGUGAUGGUUACAAUGAUUUUUAUAGUUUGAGAUUUAUUCCUAGCCAAAAUAGACUUAGCUUCGAUAAAGUAAAGCGUGCUAACUUAGAAGCAUUUGUUGAUGCAAUCAAUGAUGUUCCGAUUCACCUUUCUCCGGAUACCUAUUAUUCAAUUGAUAUUGUGAUAGAAUAUUCGAUGGUUAUUGUUUACAUAAAUACUGUGGGUGUUGCGCUUAGUAAUAGAAUAUAUAAAAUGACCAAUACAAAUUGGGGAGUUUUCGUUGAUAAUAGCAACGCAACCUUUCAUAACAUUGUUGUCCAUCAUCCCAAAGAUUAA
Molecule: messenger RNA, 1599 nt
Organism: Didymodactylos carnosus
Lineage: Eukaryota; Metazoa; Rotifera; Eurotatoria; Philodinida; Philodinidae
Source: the annotation of a GenBank genome assembly